AGGCGAAAUUGUCCGAAGCUGUGUCGAACGUGAGCAGAAGCAUCUGCUAUGAUACUUGCAGGACGAGCUCAGCGACCACGAUAUUAUAUUCGCAGAAUAUCUCAAAAAGGAAUACAAUGGUCUAAUAUACUUUAAAACGACUCAUGCCAGUAGGUGUCCACUGAGCUGCCUGUAAGAUGUCUAUGGUGCUGUUUGCAUCGGUGGUGAGGGUGAGGGACGGUCUACCACUCUCUGCCUCAACUGACUAUGAACAGGAUAAAGGAUUUCAGGAGACUAAGAAACACCUCAAGGGUCUCUCCAAAAAACUCAGCCAGUUUCCUGAUCGCUGCUCACUCAGAUCUGGUCUUUAUAACAUCAAUUUCACAAGCUCUCUUGGAGUCGGGUAUUUGAUGGUUUGCACAGAAACCUAUCCCAAUGUCCUGGCCUUCAGCUUCCUGGACGAACUUCAGAGAGAGUUCAUUGUCACGUAUGACACCAAGCGGAUCAACAGCGCUUUGAGGCCUUUCUCUUUUAUUGAGUUUGAUAACUUCAUUCGGAAAACCAAGCAACGUUACAACAGCCCACGUUCUCUCUCAACCAAGAUUAAUCUGGCCGACAUGCAGACUGAGAUCAAGCUCCGGCCUCCUUAUCAGCUGUCCACGGAGGACAUUGGAUCAAUCAACGGCUUCUCACAACACAAGCAGUCUAAAUAUAAAGGCAUAGCUCCUAAUCAAAUGUUGGAGGCCAUCACCCUGUCGGGUAUCAUCGCCUGUGUCCUAAGUGUCCUGUGUGCCGCUCUUAAUUUGCUGCGGGGAGUCCACGCAAUAGAAAGUGUAUUGCAGAACGAGGAUGAAGACUUUAAUUACGUAAUUGCUUUUUUCCUUGGAACCACGGCCUGUUUGUAUCAGUGUUACUUGUUCGCCUACUACUCAGUUUGGAGGAACAUCAAGUCAUUCCUGGCCUUUGCUAUGAUCUGCCUAUGUAACAUGUAUCUGUAUGAACUCCGUAACAUGUGGCAGAUCCUCUUUCACGUGACGGUGGGAGCGUUCAUCACUCUGCAGAUCCACCUGAGAAGACCGCAGGGCAAAUCACCCGACUACAACGUUUGACCCCCCCUUGAACUCUUGAGACUAUUUGCCCAACAUGGCAACCCCAAACCUGUUCAAACCCCAUCUAAGUACAAAGGAACUAUGGACUGUGAAGCAGGUUUUACUGAAUAUUUUGAUAAUGUUCAAGAAACAUUUCCUGCUGUUUCACAUCCACCUGAGGUCACAGAUGAGAAACCGGUGUUCUUGUUGAUGCAAAAGGUUCAUGACAGAGGCUUUAAGCUCAUGGCAUUAGAUUCAUGCAUGAAUAAUUGAAGGAAGCAUUAGCAAUUGUGCACAAUGAAUAUAUUUUCCAAUAGGGAAUUGUAGUUAUUUUAUGUUUAAUUGACAUCAGUGCUUAAAGGGACAGCUCACCCAGAAAUGAAAAUUCUUACAUUUCUUGUAAAAUGUUCACAUGGCUUGUCUUCAUUAGGAUUAAAAGGAUAAAAAAUAAAGACAGAAAGCCUAAUCAAUUCUGAUUAAAGCAUCUAAUUAAAAUAUAAAAAAGUAACAGAUGCAUUUUCUGCAGCAAAAUAUUUAAAUACUAAAUCAACGUUUUUGUAUAUGUUCGUUUUUGUUUUGUUUUUUUGCUUCAUAUUAAAGAUUUUACAUAUUAAAAAUUGGUUUGGUUCAUAGCGUAUAACUCUUAAGGACAAAAAGGAAUUAAAUGAACUGGAAAAAUACUAUUGCAAAAAUUGGGCAAGCACCGUUGCACUUUAACCAUGUUUAAGAAACAGACCUAGUUGUAAGUUAUUUACUAGUUCAGUAACAAACUCUUGCCUGACAUGUAAUUAUUCACAUUAUACUGCGGUAAAUCACAGCUUAUACAUUCAUCUAAACAAUUCGAGUACCACCAAAUACAGAAAUGAUAAAAACCUUUCAUUCUUGGGCGAUCUUUUCAUUUAAGAUGCAAUUUUAGAUUGUUUUGACGCAUUGUUUCUCUAUUUUGAUUGUUAAAGCCAACUCGUAUGCAAGACUUUUUAUAGCUGCUUAUUUAAAAAAAUGAACAUCGCUGGAUUUUCACUCAUUUCUGCAAAAGCAGACGUUGGUGAUUUUUAUUUUGUCACAUGUUUUGAUAGACGCCUAAUUUGAGUGUCACUGUGUUUGUGGUCGUUAGUCGGACGUCUCUGCCCUGAAAGCAUAGUCAGUUAUUGUGUUAUUUAUCAGUUGUGUCUAUUCUGCCUGCAGGUGUGCAAAUGAAUGUGGUUGGCUGAGAGAGAAACUGAAUCGCACUCAUAGACGGUCUCUGCUUUAUCCACCUCGGUGUUUGCUGCCUUUUGUCAACGGGUCUGGUAUGAAUGUUGUGUUUAAUUUUGUUUCUGUUCACCUGGUUUGUUUUCGCAGCGCAAAGGACAGGUUAAAUGGAUGUCUGAAAGAUUAAGAGAUGAUAUGUGCGUUUCUUUUUUCUCCAAGUGUCGGUGAUCAAAGAUUGCAUCUGCGUUUUUUUUUUAUAUGCUCUCUCCAGCAGUAGUGCAUUGCCUUGCCAGUUUGUACUCUGACGUUAAAGGGCCGGUCUUGAAAUCAUCAGUAAAAACCUUGAUUUGUA
This is a messenger RNA of Puntigrus tetrazona (Sumatra barb), 2610 nucleotides long. RefSeq names its product SEC22 homolog A, vesicle trafficking protein (gene sec22a). The coding region runs from base 177 to 1088 and encodes 303 amino acids. The record is from RefSeq and is a predicted model, not a curated record. NCBI's taxonomy places the organism in Eukaryota, Metazoa, Chordata, Actinopteri, Cypriniformes, Cyprinidae. Gene Ontology annotation, biological process: endoplasmic reticulum to Golgi vesicle-mediated transport. The transcript is spliced from 7 exons.